This is a messenger RNA of Pundamilia nyererei, 2075 nucleotides long. Its product is annotated as arginine vasopressin-induced protein 1. The record is from RefSeq and is a predicted model, not a curated record. The transcript is spliced from 3 exons. NCBI's taxonomy places the organism in Eukaryota, Metazoa, Chordata, Actinopteri, Cichliformes, Cichlidae. The coding region runs from base 220 to 822 and encodes 200 amino acids.
CAGACAGGCUGGAGUAGAAUAUACUUCAGAUCUUAUUUGUGAUUGACAGCCAGACCGAGGACACUUAAUGAUCGCGGAGGCUGGGCAAACCCGGUCCUGCAGCGGCUGGAGUAGUUUUGAGUGGAAUAGGCACACCGAUGAAUACAAAGCAGAGAAAGAGAGAGAUGCGAUAGAAGAAAAGUGAACAUUUCGGUAUCAUCUCCGGCAUAGACCCCGUGUAUGCCACCUUUGCCUGUGUUUCUCUGGAUGGAUAGUGGACCCGCCUCACCUUCUUCCUCCAUGUUGGCGGGCCGUUCCACAUUGUGGCGUCUGUCUGAGAGGAGGAGCAGAAAGGCUGGGUCAGCGAACAUUUUCAGCAAUGUGAAUCUGUGGCAGCUCCAGAGGCUCUUCAGGGCAGCAGGGGACCAGGAUGCUGAGCAGAGGGCCCAGUUAAUUUGGGGCCACGGAGAUGAGGCUGAACUUGCUAAGGCCUUAAUAGGACUGAGGGCCCGAAGCCACCACAAAGGGCUAAGGACUAAUGGAAGGGAUGCGUUGGGCACACACUGGCUGCGUGCCUUCAGCCACCUCAGGAUUGGGGAGAGCUCACCAAGCAGCCAGGGGAAAGAUCCCAGCGAGGAGAGUGAUUCUGAGGCAGGAGCACAGAGCAGUCCAGAGCCCCGAAGACACACCUCAGUAGGAACAGGAAGAGUAGGGUCCUCAGUGGUACUAAAUGAGAGCCAGGACCCUGCAAUGACACCCGAGAAACCAGUCAGAUCCAAUUCAGUACUGAGAAGAGGAGGGGAGAACAAACCAGAGAGAUACCUACACCGAAUACUCCACUGACUUCACAGUCAAAACUGGAACGGGGUUGAAAUAUAACACAGGCACAGGCAGUGGCAGUUUUAGGUGGAACUAAUAACGGAAAAGUUUCUCAUAAUACCAAAGUGUCUUAUUGGCAGGAUCUGCCCUGUGGCACACCUGAACUACACAUCCACUUGAACAUUUCAGUACAAACCUGUGAGUGGUUGAAGGUAUCUCACACCUUUUUACAGUGAAUGGCUCUCCAUAACUGCCUUGUGUUUUCUUAAAUGCAUCCUACCAGCCACACUAACCAGGCACACUGACAAUUUGUUAUUGCUGAUAUGAGUUUAAGUGGUUUCCCUUUAGAAAUCAGUAUCCGGACAACCCGUUAUAAAACGAUUUAACUAUAUUGCAAAGUCACACUUUCGGUACCAACAGAAGGCUUAUAUGUAUUUCUAUAUUAUAUACUUUAUGUAUGCACACGUGUUUAUAUGUUUGUAAUUUAGCUUGAAAAUAUGUUAAUGUUCAAAUUUUGUAUUUACACUAACCAAUGCUGAAAAAGGAAAAUGUCACACAACCAAGAUCAGGUGCAUUUUACCCCCCAUGUUCCGGAGUCACGAGUGUGGUACGUUACACUACAUUAUAAAUAUUAUGAAAAGUAGGAAUAACACUGGACUCCCGUCAUUGUACAGAGUGAAUGAGUCAAAUGUUACAUUGACUGAACUGCUCCACCAGUUUAUCUUGUCCUUGAUUUGUGCUUCAAUAAGCAGAGAUAAGUACAGAAUGCAUAAGAUGUUUAUUAAGUCUGACAACACAGAAAUUAGGUAAAUAGAAAGAGGAAGGAUGCUUGAGUGUCUAGAUGGUGGAAUAAAAGAGAUUUAGAGAUGCAGGCUGGAUAAUCAAAGGCUUAAAAGAGUGAAUGAAGCAUAUACAUUAAAAAGUAGCCACAGCAGACUGAUUAGCUCACAUAUAGCGCCACCAGAAACAAAUCAAGAGGCACAUUCUGGAGGGAGUGGUUAAGCAGAUCAAAGCAUAAAUAAUAGAAUAAAGAGGAGGGAUGCCCAGUGUAUUGAAUAGAAUUUUCACCAAAGCUUCAUUUGUUUAAAGUGUCAGGUAGUCAAACAUAAUACAUUUUGAGUGCAAUGCUCGCUGCGCAGGGAAAGGCAAACUUGAAAAAGCAGUGUUUAAGCUCACAGUGUGAAAUCCCACUGUGCCGAUGAAUAUAAAACCUCGUCAGAUGGCUGGAAACUGAAAUUGUCAUUUUUGAUUUUUAGUAAUAAAGUCUUUGUAUUUUC